CGGACUCCAGCCCUCCCUCUCCCCUCCUCUUUCCCCGUCAGAGCCUUGCAAACUUGUUAAAAGCUCUCUCAGUGUUCCAAGUUAGAAAAAACUUUUACGAGGUAUCAGCACUUUUCUUUCAUUAGUGGGGAAGGAAGGAUGAAAAAUCCACAGCAGCCGUAGACUUUAAAAGUUUCUAUAGACAGGUCUGAGUGCCUGAACGUGCUCUUCCAUUUUACUUUAACCCUCCAAAGAAGUAUUCUGAUCCCGUUUCACUGCUGAGCAACCAGGCCAGCAUCCUGUGAAGAUGGGUGACUGGAGUGCCUUGGGAAAGCUUCUGGACAAGGUUCAAGCCUAUUCUACUGCAGGAGGGAAAGUGUGGCUGUCUGUCCUCUUCAUCUUCCGAAUCUUGCUCCUGGGGACAGCAGUUGAAUCUGCUUGGGGAGAUGAACAGUCUGCUUUUCGGUGCAACACUCAACAGCCUGGUUGUGAGAACGUCUGCUAUGACAAGUCCUUCCCCAUCUCCCAUGUACGCUUCUGGGUUCUGCAGAUCAUAUUUGUGUCUGUGCCUACCCUGCUAUACCUGGCACACGUGUUCUAUGUCAUGAGGAAAGAAGAGAAGCUGAACAAAAGAGAAGAAGAGCUCAAGGUGGUCCAAAAUGAUGGUGUGAAUGUGGAUAUGCACCUCAAGCAAAUAGAAAUUAAGAAAUUCAAGUAUGGGAUUGAAGAGCAUGGCAAAGUGAAGAUGCGUGGGGGACUGCUCCGUACUUACAUCAUCAGCAUCCUCUUUAAAUCUGUCUUCGAGGUGGCCUUCUUGCUGAUCCAGUGGUACAUUUAUGGGUUCAGCCUGAAUGCCAUCUACACCUGUGAGCGAGACCCAUGCCCGCACAGAGUGGACUGCUUCCUCUCCCGUCCAACUGAAAAAACCAUCUUCAUCCUCUUCAUGCUGGUUGUCUCCUUGGUAUCUCUUGCCUUAAACAUCAUCGAGCUUUUCUAUGUGUUCUUCAAGGGCGUCAAGGAUCGCGUGAAAGGCAAAACCGACCCCUACUCCCACAGCGGUGCCAUGAGCCCUUCCAAGGACUGCGGCUCCCCCAAAUAUGCUUAUUACAAUGGCUGCUCCUCCCCAACCGCCCCCUUGUCUCCCAUGUCUCCCCCAGGGUACAAGCUGGUUACUGGAGACAGGAACAAUUCCUCCUGUCGCAACUACAAUAAGCAAGCCAGCGAGCAAAACUGGGCCAACUACAGCGCGGAGCAGAACAGAAUGGGGCAGGCUGGCAGCACCAUCUCCAACUCGCACGCCCAGCCCUUCGACUUCUCCGAUGAGCACCAGAACACUAAAAAGCUGGCGUCAGGACAUGAGCUGCAACCUCUCACCAUUGUGGACCAGAGGCCUCCCAGCAGAGCCAGCAGCCGAGCUAGCAGCAGGCCUCGACCUGACGACCUGGAGAUCUAAGCUUCUAGCUGCAGUACUUGCUCAACUAUGACACGACGUGCAUUGGAAGAUGCAGUCAGUGCUGAUCUUGUUCCAGCCGAGGUGGUACUUAACAGUCUCAAGCAGGAGAUUUUAACAAUCAUAAAACAAACAAACAAACAACAAACAAACAAAACAAGCAAACAAACUUUUAAAAUACUUGCUGGUUUUUUUUGGGGGAGGGGAUGCAGGGUUGGUGUGGGGUGGUACAGUACACGUUGGUAUUUAAUGUAGCUGGUUUAAAGAGUUUAAAGACUAAAAAAGGAAAAAAAAAAGGAAAAAGGUAGUCAGUACUAAGGUAGGGGGUUGUUUUUUUUCUAGAGAGGCUGUAAAUAUCUGAGAGAGAGUGUGUGUGUGUGUGCGUGUGAUUGUGUUUGUUUCUAAAGAAUCUUCUGUAAUACUAAAACCCAGUAAUAACUGAGCUCACAUUUGUCAGGGUGAAGUGCUGCCUGAAGAUGAAAACAAUUUUUUCUACUCAACAAGCAAAAAAAACAAACCACCAACCAACCAAACAAAAAGGCCAGGAUUGCCUCUGAUCAUUUCCCUGUCAAGAACAUUCCAUUCUUAGAAAGUGCACUUUGAAGGUAAAAAGUUUCCUAUGUUGUCGAAAGGCUCCUGCGAGGACAAGCUACAGCCUUUGAAUCAUUCAACACAGCUUUCAGACAUGGCCCACCGAGAAAUGCUUUGGUCACCUGCUUUGCCAACCCUUCACACAGGUAGAUUUGUUGUGCUGUGCGUAAGAGGGGCAGCUUGGAGCUCUAGAACCAGCAACUAGACUCUUGCCCACAGCCAGAUUCGUGUCCUGCUGCUCACCUACCGUUUAACCAGCAGCAUGUGAAACCCGGGCUGCUGCCGCUUACAGAUUUGAGCAUUAAGGCAGGCGAGCGACUGCCUUUAGCCAAUUUUAUCACACCUUUAUGUACGUGAAGGGUGUGCAGAGGUGUGUGGACGUGGAGGGGAAGGGAUACACAAAGCACCCUGGGGAGCAUACGCUGAGAAGCAAGCGCACAGAGAUUCCUUGCAGUUGACACUUCUCUCACGGAUGUUGUGAAGCUGUGGGCCACGGAGGUGUUUACAUUCUCUGAAUCCUUCAAUGCAAGUGAAGCACAUGUCAUUAUAUUUUUUUAAUUCUAGAGAAUAUUUUCCACGUGUCCUAAAUGGAUGCUUUUUUAAAAAUGGAAAAAAAAAAAAGAAAAAAAUUAAAAGGGCCUAAUCCUGGAUGCCUUGCUCUGGAAAAUCUCUUCUUCUUUUUUUUCCCUAAGUCAGUGGGAGCUUUGCCUGAAAGAAGGCUACGGGAUCGAGGCCGAGAUGUAGCGAACCGUGUUCUUACUGGCAUGAAUGGUUUUCUUUCGUAGAAGUUAGGGGUGGAAAAGACCCAUUAGGUGAUCUAGCCAAUCUCCCUGAUAGGUAAUAAUGAUGCUUGAAUGAUAGAAGAUGUAGUACUGUAAGCAAGCUUUAGUCUUUUAUGUGAGAAACUUAGAAGAACUGCUUUCUGCUGGAUUAAUAAUAAAAUAUGCCUAUGUGACUUUUGCAGUAACUGGUAUUUUUCUUCUUCUAAAUAUUCACAUUUACUGAACUGUAAUGUCCACUCCCAAGGUUGACCAUUAGGUCUUUCCAGAUGACUCUAGCAACUUUGGUUGACCAUUAGGUCUUUCCAGAUGACUCUAGCAACUUUGGUUGACCGUUAGGUCUUUCCAGAUGACUCUAGCAACUUUGACCAUUAGGUCUUUUGAGAUGACUCUAGCAACUUUGACCAUUAGGUCUUUCGAGAUGACUCUAGCAACUUUAGUGUUUACACUUAGCUUUUGUUUGAAAUGCAAGUGAAGUUGAAAGGAUUUUUAAAGAGUACAAGUCUAGCUAAUUUAUUUGAAAUACAUGCUUAAGAAAUCUACCAGUUUCUUCAAAGGCAUAGCCUCUUAGCAGAACACAGGUUGACCAAGGAACUACGUAGCUUGGUUUCAUUUUGCAGCAACACAGAUGAAUUUGUUCCAUUUAAUGCAUUCUAUUAAUUUGUUUGACAUUCCAUGUUAAACUACUGUUGUGUUCAACUUCAUUGCAUGUAUGCGACCAUAGUCCAUCGGAUCAUGUUGUCUGGAGAACAUUAGUCAAUAAAGUUUUAAUUUAGUAUAAAUA
Pogoniulus pusillus (Red-fronted tinkerbird) is the source of this 3583-nucleotide messenger RNA. RefSeq names its product gap junction protein alpha 1 (gene GJA1). Lineage: Eukaryota; Metazoa; Chordata; Aves; Piciformes; Lybiidae. Gene Ontology annotation, molecular function: gap junction channel activity. The transcript has 2 exons. Bases 287 to 1432 code for a protein of 381 amino acids. Gene Ontology annotation, cellular component: connexin complex. Gene Ontology annotation, biological process: cell communication by electrical coupling; heart development; cell-cell signaling. The record is from RefSeq and is a predicted model, not a curated record.